GUUUCAUUAUAUGUUGUUUAUGAUGUUACUUGUCAUACUGAAAAAUUCACAGGCUUUAACACCAGAGAUAAAGUCGAUGCAUAUAACAUCGGAUAUUUACUUCAGGUUUGCAACAACUGUAGUUGAAGCUAAGAUCCUUAACGUCAAUAAUGAAGCUUCGGAGGUCUUGUUUGACGUGACUUUACCAGACGCAGCAUUCAUAACGGCCUUUACAAUGGAAAUUGGAGGCAGAAGGUAUGCUGGAGAUGUAAAGGAGAAAGAAAAGGCAAAGCAACAGUUUGAAGAAGCAAAGAGUCGUGGUGAAAGUGCUGGACACAUCGCUGCUGCUCCCAGAACUUCAAACAAGUUUAACAUUCUUGUAAACAUCCAGAAAAAUGCAUUGGUUGUGUUUAAACUGAAAUAUCAAGAAUUGCUGACACGAACCCUUGGCUCAUAUCAUCACGUGAUUUAUGUAGAUCCUGGACAACCGAUAGAAGAUUUUGAAAUAAAAGUAUUAAUAAGUGAAUCCAGAGAUAUUGUAAAUCUAUCAGUGCCUCCAUUAGAGGGCGACAUUGAAAUAGAUAUAAGUAAAUAUGUAAAUAUAAAACAAAUCUCUCCUUCGAGGUACGAUAUAAGAUAUGCACCAAGUCUUGAUGAACAAAAGGCCAUGUCAAAACAAGGUAUAUCAGGACAGUUCAAAGUAAAAUAUGACGUGUCCAGGGACAAAGAUGCAGGUGAUGUUCUGAUUGUCAAUGGAUAUUUCGUUCAUUUAUUUGCUCCUACGGAUAUAGAACCACUCCCAAAGGAUGUAAUGUUUGUCCUAGACAGAAGUGGAUCUAUGUCGGGACGUAAGAUAGAGCAACUGAAAAAUGCAAUGGCCGUAAUCCUAAAAGAUAUGAAACCAGAAGAUAGACUAAACAUUUUGUUCUUCGACGACAAAUUUGAUUGGUUAGCAGACAAUACAAUGUUGGAAGGAACAAUGGUAAACUUUGAUAAAGCUAGGAGAUUUGUGAAGGCAAUCACAGCAAGAGGAGGCACAGACAUCAACCAAGCCGUAACAGAUGGAAUAAAGCUGUUGACCAGUUUCCUCACUACUAAAACAUCUUCCAUCGUAAUGUUUUUGACUGAUGGAGCUCCAACCUCUGGAGAAACAAACAUUAACUCAAUCUUGAGGAACGUUGGAACAAAAAAUGAAGCAAAAUUUCCUAUAUUCAGUUUAGGUUUUGGAAAUAAUGUUAAUCUCAAUUUUCUUAAAAAGAUGUCUACACAAAACAAUGGAUUUGCGCGAAAAAUUUACGAAGAUUCGGAUGCUGCUUUGCAGAUUGAAGGAUUAUAUUCGGAAAUAUCAUCCGCUCUUUUAAAAAAUGUUACGUUCGAAUAUUUGGGAGAUAUUGAUUAUGGUACAAUUACAAAAUUUUAUUUUCCAUUCUACUUUGGUGGUUCAGAAUUGAUAGUUGCUGGGCGAUUGAAAUCGAAAAAUUCAAAAAUUGAACCACGAGUUAGAGGUUGGAAUGAUGGUUACAUAGAUUUGAUUUGGAGACCUAGACCUGUUCCAGAUCUUGUUGCAUUAACGACGGAUGCUGACUUUUCAACAAUAACAGAAAACAUGUGGGCAUAUUUGACAAUUAAACAAUUAAUAAGGGAAUUAGAAGGUGAUAUAACAAGCACAGACAAGGAUCGUAUCAAAGCUAAGAUUAUAGAUUUGGCAUUAAAAUACCAGUUUGUAACACCCUUCACCUCUAUGGUUGUCACAGCGCCAAAUCUACGCCGGCCAACGCCACAACUAAGUCGAACAGGACUACAAGGAAAUUCUGGUUUUGGUAGACUUGGCAGCAUGGCACAGUUAAUGCGCGGACCAGGAGGUCCAAGAGGCCCAGGAGGUCCAAUGAUGGCUCCUGCAAUGUUCGUUCCUACAUUUCCGCAAACUACCGCAUUAUCUACUACUACCACAUCGGCUACAUUUCUUUGUAUCUUUAAAGAACGGGCAUCACCUGAUAUUUUCAUAUACAUGAAAGGAUCGAAACGGCCUUUGUGCAUGGACAUGAAUUUCAUUGGUGGCAAGUACGUGUUGCUAGAAGACAAAGACAAAUCGCUAACCGUAAUCUUUAAUGUGUGUACAACGUCAGGAAACAGUAAAAAUAUGAUCGGAUAUAUCGAAGAAGUUAUAAUUAAAAACGGUAAAAACGAAGUAAAAUUAGAUAGCGAAGGAACAGAGACAGAUAAAUGGUCAUCCAUUGGAUACAGAUAUACAAACACAUUCAGCAGAUAUAACAUUACAUUCAAUAUUCUACCAUCAAGAGAUGGGAAGAGUCUACAGAUUGAUGUCAAAGUAGGGCAAAGCAAAGUCGUUGGUGCUAAAGGACUAUUAGGGACAUAUGUACCCAUAUUUGAAUGA
Messenger RNA from Mytilus trossulus (common blue mussel), 2374 nucleotides. Its product is annotated as inter-alpha-trypsin inhibitor heavy chain H3-like. The transcript has 12 exons. The record is from RefSeq and is a predicted model, not a curated record. Lineage: Eukaryota; Metazoa; Mollusca; Bivalvia; Mytilida; Mytilidae. Bases 11 to 2374 code for a protein of 787 amino acids.